This is a messenger RNA of Penicillium crustosum, 1092 nucleotides long. Its product is annotated as MBL fold metallo-hydrolase. The transcript has 5 exons. Lineage: Eukaryota; Fungi; Ascomycota; Eurotiomycetes; Eurotiales; Aspergillaceae. Gene Ontology annotation, molecular function: transferase activity. Bases 1 to 1092 code for a protein of 363 amino acids. The record is from RefSeq and is a predicted model, not a curated record.
AUGGCGUCUGCAAUGAAUUUGGAUAGUCGCCAUGAUCCUUUCAGUGAUGACUCUAUGGAAAUGCCCAUAAACAUAGAAGAGGUAGACUCUCUCGAAGCCAUUGUUAUCAUCGACAAUGAGCUAGAUCCGCUCUCACCCCCAGCCCUGGGUACUGUCCAAAUCUCAGGGAAUCUGGGAUCAAUUGCCAUGAACUCAAAGCAUACAUUGACAGAUCGUGGGGAAGCCUGCAAGGAAUUGAGGCUGGAAGAUGUCUGCUGCGCUGCACAUGGCUUGUCAAUUCUGGUGACUGCCACUAAAGGUGACAAGAAGCACACUAUUCUCUUCGAUGCUGGUCCUGAAGAGGAGGCAUGGGAGAGAAACGUGAAGCGGCUGCGACCAAAUCUCUCCUCCGUGGAAGUGAUUCAUCUAUCACAUUGGCAUCGAGACCACUCCGGUGGGCUUCUACAAGCAAUCCGCAUGAUAAAAGAUGCCAAACAAGCGGAGAGCCACGCCGAGGACCUCGUCGCGGACUUGCACCCAGAUCGACCCGCCUACCGAGGCAUUGCUCUCCCGGAGCAUAUCAUCUCCCUCGAGGCUGAUCCUACCUUCGAGGAGAUUAGAAGCGCGGGUGCGGUGGUCGACAAGCGAAGCGAGCCACACACCGUACUUGAUGACUUCUUUCUUGUCUCUGGGGAGAUUCCACGGGUGACACCGUACGAGACAGGUCUGAAGAAUUCAGUGCGAUAUGACCCUGAUGAGAAUGACUGGUUCUCUGACGAAGUCAUCCUCGAUGAGCGUUCCCUCAUCUGCAAUCUCAAGGGAAAGGGUCUUGUUGUCUUCACUGGAUGUAGUCACGCUGGCGUAGUCAACACCACCAAACACGCCGUCGAACUCACCGGUGGGUCGGUACCCGUCCAUGCCGUCGUCGGUGGGUUUCAUCUCGCCACAAGCGACGCGGACCAAAUCCAAAACACCGUCGCCGAUCUCAAACGGCUCGAUCCCGCCGUGCUCAUGCCGGGUCACUGUUCGGGCUGGCGGGCCAAGUUUGCGAUUGAGAAACACAUACCCGGGUCAUUGGUGCCCUGCACUGUCGGAUCAAGAAUCACAUUUUGA